UUUUUAGUGCUUCGUUGAAUUGGAGAAAAAGAGGCUCGUCUGCGGUCGCAAAGUGAUAAAACCGCAAAAAAGUCCAUAAAAUGUUGUUUAUGCAGCAAAUAAAGAGCUCUGACUCAAUGUCGGAUGCCUAGUCAAAGCGUUCGCGACCAAGUCGACUGGAACUAAAGUUGGGGCAGUGCUAAUGCGGGCAGCAUGACCGAGGGCAAGAACUUACCCCACUCCAGUGCGGAUGUGCCGUUCCGCAGCAAGGAGCUGCGCAAGCAGUCGCUCAUCCAGCACACCGGCCUGGUCGGCGUCAUCGAUGAGGGCACCAAGACCAUCGGUUUCUCCAUCUACACCACGCCGGACUUCAAGGAGAUCGCCGCACACCGGGUGGAGCUGAGCGUGAUCACGCCCCAGGAUGGCUGGUACGAGCAGGAUCCGCUGGAGAUGAUGGCCUCGAUCAACAAGUGCGCCGAGGAGGCCAUCAAGCAGCUGCCCGAACAGGGUUUCUCCGCCAGCGACAUUGUCACCGUGGGCAUAACCAACCAGCGCGAGACGACAAUCGUCUGGGAUGCGGUCACCGGCAAACCGCUGUACAAUGCGCUCCUGUGGAAGGACAUCCGCACCAGCACUACAGUGGAGCAGAUCGUGGCCAAGGUGCAGGAUCCGAACCACUUCCGCGGCAGCACGGGCCUGCCCAUCUCCACGUACUUCUCGGCCCUCAAGAUCCGCUGGCUGCGGGACAAUGUGCCCGAGGUGCGGCAGGCCAUCCGGGAAAGGCGUUGCAAGGCGGGCACAGUCGACAGCUGGAUCGUCUGGAACUUGACAAACGGAGCUCUCCACAUCACGGAUGUGACGAACGCCUCCCGCACUCUGCUCAUGAAUCUGGAGACGCAAGCCUGGGAUCCUGUUCUCCUCAAGACGUUCGGCAUCAGAGAGGAGAUGCUGCCCACCAUCCACAGCUGUUCGGAGGUAUUUGGCAAGAUCACUUCGGAGCGAAGUCCGCUGCGUGGGAUGACCCUGAGUGGAAUAAUGGGCAACCAGCAAGCCUCGCUUCUGGGCCAGAUGUGCGUGAAGCCCGGUCAGACGAAGAACACCUACCGAUCCGGCUGCUUUCUGCUCUGCAAUACGGGGGACAAGCCGGUCUUUUCCAGGCACGGUCUGCUCACCACCGUGGCUUACAAACUCGGUCCCCAGGCACCGACGAUCUACGCCAUUGAGGGAGCUGUGUCGGUGGCCGGACAUGCGCUCUCCUGGCUGCAAAACAAGGUGCGUAUCCUGCCGGACUCCAGAGAUGCCGAGAAAUAUGCGGAGAUGGUGCCCACAUCGGGGGAUGUGUACUUUGUGCCCGCCUUCACAGGACUAUAUGCUCCCUACUGGCGGCAGAAUGCUCGCGGCAUCAUCAUUGGGCUCACGCAGUUCACCCGUAAGAAUCACAUAGUGAGAGCUGCACUGGAGAGCAUCUGCUUCCAGACGCGCGACAUCCUGGAGUGCAUGCAUCAGGAGUGCGGUUACGAGAUCAACAAGCUACAUGCAGAUGGCAAGCUCACCACAAACAACCUGUUGAUGCAACUCCAGGCGGACACCAUUGGUAUGCCCGUCUUCCGCUCACAGCUAAUGGACUCUACAGCCUUCGGGGCAGCCAUGUGCGCCGCCCAGGCGGAUGGUGUCAAUCUCUGCCAGUUCGAGCCCGAGAAGCGAUACUACGAGAACGUGCACUACGACACCUUCCUGGCCACCACCACAGAUGUAGAGCGCAAGGAGCGUUACGGCAAGUGGAAGCGGGCUGUGGAGCGCAGUUUGGGAUGGGUCAUCAAGCAGAAGAAGACGCGUGAGUACACGGAGGAGAACUACCGCAUGCUGUCCUCGCUGCCAGCGAGCAUCUUCCUCAUCAGCAGCUUCGCCAUGCUGGUGCAUUCCCUCGCUGCGAGUGGCCAGUAAAUACGACGGCUGCCUGACACUUGGAUCGAUUCUCGGUUGUGAUAGUAAUUAUUUGUCCGGAUUUCGUUUGGAUCUUACACACACACUCUGUACAUAGUCCUCAAAGGACAGUGGGUGGUUGAACGUGCUUUAAACCCUGUAAAUAGCUGCUUGUCUCUGGACUAAGCUCCGCACUACUUUAAGUAUCCUGUAGCCUGACUAUCUUAACGUGUUUUCGUUGCAUAUUCUGUACGUCUUAGCCGUAGUUCCAUUGACGUUGGCUGGACUUCCGCGCGCCACGCACGCCCAUAUCAGCGGAAUUGUAUAUAGCCAAAGUGCAAACGACAUUUCUAAUUUAAGUAGGUUCCGUACUCGUAUGUGUAUGUAUAUGUUGUAGUGAUUACGCCCCUUAAACAAUAAACAAAAAUAAUACGAAUCGAAA
Molecule: messenger RNA, 2344 nt
Organism: Drosophila mauritiana
Lineage: Eukaryota; Metazoa; Arthropoda; Insecta; Diptera; Drosophilidae
Gene: Gk2
Product: glycerol kinase
Exons: 3
Coding region: 193-1923 (576 amino acids)
Biological process (GO): glycerol metabolic process; triglyceride metabolic process; glycerol-3-phosphate biosynthetic process
Cellular component (GO): mitochondrion
Molecular function (GO): glycerol kinase activity
Source: RefSeq, a predicted model, not a curated record